ACACGUCCAGACAACUGGACGUCGUUUGACAAAGAUGGUGCCCGGUACGGUACAAUACAUUUCGUAAUCAUAGGACCUACGGGUAUUGAAUACGGUAACCUAACUUGCUUUUUUUCUGUUCCCUUCUUUCUGCUUCUGAAUCCAUGAUACGUUCAGACUGUCAGGUGUUGCUUUACACUCUUCAGCACUUACUAACUUGAGCAAAACAAAAAAGUUGGACUUUAGAUUUACUUUUUGCUACAUUAAGGGCUUUACUACUGUACUACAAUUUUCUAUAAUUGUACAUCACAGUAAAAGACUAUAUACAGAUAUAUUGUCCUUUUAUGUAUACAAUCUGACAAUUCAUGGAAAAGUAAGGAAAGAAUGUAUUUUGAAAUUCUGAUAUGUGAAAAAUGCCUAGUGACGGGUGUUAAAUAAAAUUCUUUCCCUAAUGCUGUAAUGAGUCUUAUGAGUGUAAUUCAGCAAUUUCUGCAACCUUUACUAAUCACAGCUGAGUGAUGGUUCUUUUUCACUGUAUUUUUUUAUCAUGGUAUAUUUCUGUUUAAUCAAGUUGCAAUCAUUGUUUCCUCAUAAGAUAAUUAGAGGAACCUAAACGUAAAUAUGGUGUUAUCAGAAGAUCUUCAGAAAAAGUAUGGCUUCUUGCUACAGCCAAUAAAGGAUAUUACUAAGAAUUGGGAAAUAGAUUUAACACAUGUUUUGGAAGAAUAUAUGGAAGAAUUAGAAAAAAUGACUUUUGAAUUUGACAAUGGAAAAACUGUGCUUAAUUUUGCGGAAGCAUCCUUGCUCAUUCAAGGUACAGCCUGUGUAUGGAGUAAAAAAGUUGAAUACUUAUAUGUUCUUGUAAAACAGACGCUAGAAAUGAUCACAAACAGACAGAAAGAGGUUCCCGAUGAAAAUCCCAACAAUUCUUCUAGUGAUAAAACUAUUGAUCCCAAUUUUGACGAUGAUGAAGAAAAAUUGCUAAAUCUGAAUGAUGUUGCAAUAACUUCGAAAAGAGAAUUCACUUCGAAUUAUGACCCAAUUACACCUAUUCCUAUAACCCCUACAGCAAUGCUUGAAAAUGAUAAUGAUGAAAGAGGAAGAUUGAUAUUGUCUGAAAACAAGAAUGACUCCGUUUGUUACACAAAUGAUUUUUGGGAGAAUCGUUUUAUCCCAUUUGAAAAAAGAAUGAGUGUUCUUGAUAGAGAUUCAGGUGGGUUUUUGGAUGAAAUUAUUGUUCCAUCAUUAGAAGAAUUAGAAAUUGCUCCGAUGAACAUUUUUUCUCGGUCUGAAGAACCUGUGGAAACAAAUUCUGUCCGAGAAGAAAUGGAUAAUUUUGGUGGAAUGGACGAGUCCAUGGAUGCAGGAGCUGCUGCUGAUGACGUGGAUGAUGCUCCUCCAUUCGUUAAAAAUAUAGAACAAGAAAAAACUGUUAUAGAAAGAAUGCAGUUAAGAGAAAGGUUUCUUGCCAAGCCUGUACCCAUACAUGAAACCCCAGUUUUUCCCACCAUCCUUGAUCCACAUGAGCAUUGUAGAAUACCUUGCUUUGCGGUCAAAAAAUAUGAAAAAAUCAGGUCUUAUUGUAUUCCAGCUUCCAUUCGCCAAUCUAAAACCACUAGAAAAAGAAAGAUUAACAGCCCGACUGUGGAUAAAGUUGAAGAAAUAUCACUUUUCAUAAUGAACAAAGGUUACAAGAAAAGGAGAGACAUCAAGUAUCAGGAUAAAUGUCUUGAGAAAUUCAUAGCUGGAGAAACUAAAGAAAGAGCUUUACUUUGGAAAAGUAUAAAACUAUUAGCUAUGACAAGUGAUGUUGACCAUUCACUUGGAAUGCCUGGAAAAGAUGUAGGCCCUGAUGCGGUGUUUGGCGAAGAAGAACAACUUGAACCAAUGAAUCAUGACUCGACAAUACAUUCGGAUCAUUUUUCACCUGACCUAGAUGACCUUAUUGGUGAUGUGGUAGAUAAUCAAGGCAAGGGGAAUCAUACUGCACAUGAAACUGUAAGCAGUCCCACUUCUUAUGAAGACCUCGUUCGCCACCAUGUUGAAAUGUUCUAUUCUGCUGCUAGGCGAUUCAAAGAAGAAACUGCGUUGUCACAAAGAGUAAAGUUAUGGGAUGAAUCUAUUACUCCACGUCUUGCAGAACAAAAUUCAAGACCGGAAUUUGACAUCCAUAAGUAUGGAGGAAUGAUGCUGAAAAAAUUUGAAAAGCCACAAGAUACUAAAUUAUUUGAAGAUGCUAUUGAAUCGCCAAAUUCAUGGUACAUUUGUAGACUAUUUGCAGCUACAUUGCAGCUUGUUAAUGACAACAAUUUUCUUAUAAGUAAAGAUUCUGAUUUCCAAAAGUCUGUUAACACAAUGAAAUUAACGCUGUUGAGUCAUCAUAGACUCUGUGAACGUUUUGAUGAUUAUUCUUCGAAAUCCUAAAUUUUGAUGAAAAACGUCUAGUCGUCUUAUAUUUUCGGUUUUAAAAAGUUUUAUUAGGUAAAUCACCCCUUAAAAAGUUUAUUGUUUAUGAUCAUUGCCAUUCUGUUUUUUCUUUAUUUCAGCCUCACAAAUUAGGCACUUUUUGUUGAUAUUGGGAGUUAUCUCAACUUCUGUGUUAUUUCCUUGGGGUGGCUAUCAUUUUCACAUUCACAUAUUUUUUUUUUUCACUUUUUAUGGGCCAUAUCGAGACAAAGCCUUUUUUGAUAGUCUCUUCGUAUUUUUGCAUUCAAACACAUGUUGGGAAACAUUGACACAGAUUCGAUUUGGUGCUUUGAUUUAAGAAUUGUAAAUUGUUGUAAAAUAAUAUGCAUCUGUUAUAUAGAAUUUCUUUCUUCGAUAAGGACCAUAACCCACUAACACUUUCUCAUUAAAAGCAUUUCUCAAAUAGA
This is a messenger RNA of Styela clava, 2852 nucleotides long. Lineage: Eukaryota; Metazoa; Chordata; Ascidiacea; Stolidobranchia; Styelidae. The record is from RefSeq and is a predicted model, not a curated record.